GUCUCCGCACAUAUGUGCGUGUGUAUAUGCAGGCGAUUGUUGCAUGUAAUGUUCAGGUAGAGAUUGCAACAUAUAAAUAAUGGUCAUCUUUCCAUACAUCGGCAAGAUCUUGGCUGUAAACACUAAUAAAUGUGCGAUCCCAGAGUUCCUUCAGUAGAUAAAAGAGAUCUCCAUCUAUAUGUGAAUUCACCAGCUUAUAUAAAAUUUUCAUGCUAGUUCAACUUGUUUGUGGAGAUUUUCCCUUCUGAAAACUGGGUAAAUAAUGUUAAGGAUUUUCCGGUUAUAUAUGCUUAAUAAUUGAUUUUAUAUGCAGCUUUUGGUUGUUGGAGGUGGUGAUGGUGGUGUUCUUAGGGAAAUCUCUAGGCAUCCGUCUGUUGAACGCAUUGAUAUAUGUGAAAUCGAUGAAAUGGUCAUUAAUGUAUCCAAGCAAUUUUUCCCAGAUUUGUACAUAGGGUUUGAGGAUCCUCGUGUUCAUCUACAUGUUGGUGAUGCAACAGAAUUUUUAAGGGAUGCACCAAGUGGAACUUAUGAUGUAAUCAUUGUUGAUUCUUCGGAUCCAAUUGGUACUCAACUGUUACUCGAUCAACUGUCUUAGUUCAUAAAUUAAUAAAGU
Molecule: messenger RNA, 613 nt
Organism: Nymphaea colorata (pocket water lily)
Lineage: Eukaryota; Viridiplantae; Streptophyta; Magnoliopsida; Nymphaeales; Nymphaeaceae
Product: spermidine synthase 1-like
Exons: 3
Coding region: 308-595 (95 amino acids)
Biological process (GO): spermidine biosynthetic process
Cellular component (GO): cytosol
Molecular function (GO): spermidine synthase activity
Source: RefSeq, a predicted model, not a curated record